This is a messenger RNA of Lycium ferocissimum, 876 nucleotides long. RefSeq lists its product as uncharacterized. The transcript is spliced from 2 exons. Gene Ontology annotation, molecular function: zinc ion binding. The coding region runs from base 391 to 702 and encodes 103 amino acids. NCBI's taxonomy places the organism in Eukaryota, Viridiplantae, Streptophyta, Magnoliopsida, Solanales, Solanaceae. The record is from RefSeq and is a predicted model, not a curated record.
AAUAGAUGAUGACGAAUUACCUAUACAACCUAUAUAUAUAUAUACGUAUAUUCCUAGUUUUUAUUUAUUUAUGGGAAAAGGGCCUGAUUUACCCCUCUACUUUGGGAAAAGGUUCAUAUUUACCCCCAUUAUACUAUCAGUCCACUUAUACCGCUAGCGUUACAAUAGUUGAUAUAUUUGCCCCUAAUUUUAACUCCUCUCCACCGUGGCUAAUGGCUUGUCCACUGUGUCCCAUUAAAAUGCCACAUAAGAGGCCAUGUCAGCAAUUUAAUUAAAUGAGUCCUAAAAUUAAAAGACCAAAACGACGCCAUCUUCUUCAAUAUCAACAGCUAGGGUUUUUCCUCUCUUUCUAUUCUUCUCGCCUCUCUUGCACAGUUUAUGUCUUGAAAAAUGUCGGAAAAUAGCUCCUCGUCGCAGUUGAAGUGCCAUUGUGGUUUGAUAGCUAGCCAUUUAACUUCAAAAACUCAUUCAAACCCUGGAAGGAAGUUCUUUAAGUGUCCUAAGACAAAGAUUAAUUCUUGUGGUUAUUGGAAAUGGGAAGAUGAAGUAUUUUCGGAUACUCCAUUGACUGAAGUCAGAGAGUUAGUGGUUGCAUUGGAUGCUAUUAAGGUUGAAAUGGACAAUUUGAGGAAAGAAGUAACUAAAUUGGAGGCUAUAAGCCAGUCUCAAGUGAUAAAAUGUCAACUUUGGAAGACAAAGUAACAAAGAUGUGGAUGAUAAUUAUGAUUUCAUUGGCACUUUUCGUGGGUGUCAUUACAGCUCCAAGGAUGAAGUGAUUGCCCUAACGAGACUAGUAUUUAUGUUAUUGGUGUAACUUGAAAAAUGUUUUGGUGUAACAAUCUAAUUUAGAAUAAAAGAACCUUUCGUGCACCUUGG